This is a messenger RNA of Striga hermonthica, 3015 nucleotides long. The record is from the annotation of a GenBank genome assembly. NCBI's taxonomy places the organism in Eukaryota, Viridiplantae, Streptophyta, Magnoliopsida, Lamiales, Orobanchaceae.
AUGGGUGCUUCACCAGCUAAGUUCCUGUUCGGAUUCCUCUUUGUCUCCAUCGUGCUAUGGAUUUCAUUCAUGUUUGCUUCCCGGUUGCUGGCCUGGAUCCUCAGUCGAGUUAUGGGAGCAUCGAUUGGAUUUAGAGUUGGUGGAUGGAAAUGCUUGAGGGACAUAUAUCUGAAAUUCAACAAGGGUCCUAUUGAGUCCAUAUCUGUUGGUGAAGUCAGAUUAAGUUUACGGCAGUCCUUGAUUAAGAUUGGGGUUGGCUUCAUUUCUAGGGACCCAAAACUGCAGGUGGUAAUAUGCGAUUUGGAAGUUGUAAUGAGAUCUUCAACAAAUACUACUAAGAAAACCAGAUCUAAAAAAUCUCGCAGCCCUGGUAGAGGAAAGUGGAUGGUCUUGGCUAACAUUGCUAGGUUUUUGUCAGUUUCUGUGACUGACUUGUCAUUGAAGAAUCCAAAAGCUACUUUGGAUAUUAAAGAACUGAGGGUAGACAUAUCUAAAGAUGGUGGUUCUGAGGCGGAGUUGUUUGUGAAGUUGCAGCUUUUUCCUAUCCAUGUUCACCUUGGAGAACCGCACUUGACAUCUGGUGGAUCUUCCUCUGGUUGUCAGUUGAUAGAUGGGGUUUGUCCUCCUUUCAGCUGUGAAGAAUUCUCACUCUUGUGUGAGAUUGGUCAUAAUAGGGAAACAGGUGUAGUUAUCAGGGACUUGGAUAUUACAUGUGGACAAGUUUCUGUUAACUUAAAUGAGGAACUUCUGCUUAAGAAAAAGGAUCUGCCUGACGAAUCUUCUCAGCCUGCCUCAGGAGUUGUGCAGGUGGUGGACAAAGAAUCCGUCUCUGCUAAAAAACCGCAGGGAGAAAAAGCAUUGUCUGCUGUAUCUGUGUUACCGGAAAAGGCCGCCUUCACUCUACCUAAACUUGAUGUAAAGGUUGUGCAUCAGAGUUAUGGACUUAUUAUCGACAAUAAUAUUAUGGGAAUCCAACUGAAAUGCAUGAAAUCUUGUUCUAUAGAAGAUGUGGGAGAAAGCGUAAAACUUGAUGUCCAGAUGGAAUUUAGUGAGAUUCAUCUCCUUAGAGAAACUGGCAUCCCUGCCGUGGAAAUACUGAAACUUGAUGUUGUGUCGUCUAUUUACAUACCGCUACAGCCUAGCUUCCCUAUCAGAUCCGAAGUUGAUGUUAGGCUUGGAGGUACACAGUGCAACUUACUAUUGAACAGGUUAGAAUCAUGGGCUCGCCUUCGCCAUCCGCAGAAGCCAAAACAAGGAUUUUCAGAAGAUAGUCCUUCCAAAGAACAAUCACAUUUAACUGAACAGAAACCAAUCAUGUGGACAUGCACUGUUUCUGCCCCAGAGAUGACUGUUGUGCUUUUUAGCUUGACUGGGUCACCACUAUACCAUGGUUGUUCACAAUCAUCACACAUUUUUGCCAACAACAUAUCUGGUACGGGCACAACACUGCAUUUGGAACUUGGUGAACUUAUCUUACACAUGUCAGAUGAAUAUCAAGAAUGCCUGAAAGAGAGCUUGUUUGGUGUGGAAACAAAUACUGGGUCAUUAAUGCACAUUGCUAAGAUCAGCCUGGACUUGGGGAAAAAAGAUAUGGAUCCACCCGAAGAUGGUUUGAAGUCUAAGAUGGUUCUUGGUGCUGAUGUAACUGGUAUGGGUGUGUACUUGACCUACAGGCGUCUUGAAUCACUGGUAUCAACUGCACUAUCCAUCAAGGCCUUAGGGAAAAAUUUAUCUGCUUCGAACAAGAAACCAGCACAAAGCAAAGGAAUGCGGUCGUCCAGACAAUCAAGCAAGGGGAUUCAACAUUUGAAACUCAAUCUUGAAAGGUGUUCUGUCAAUAUCUGCGGAGAUGUGGGCUUGGAGGACAUAGUUGUUCCGGAUCCCAAACGUGUUAAUUAUGGAUCCCAAGGUGGUAGAGUUUUAAUUGCUAACUCAGCAGAUGGGAUCUCACGCACUGCUCACAUUACGUCCACAGUCUCAAAUGAAGCCAAAAAGAUGAAAUAUACUGUAUCUAUUGACAUGUACCACUUCAAUCUUUGCAUGAACCAGGAGAGAAAAUCUAUGCAGAUAGAUCUUGAAAGAGCUAGAUCUAUUUAUCAGGAGUUCCCUGAAGACAGUAAUCCCGGAGCAAAAGUUGAUCUGCUGGACAUGCAGAACGCAAAGCUUAUUAGACGAUCUGGAGGUCCAAAGGAAAUAGAGGUCUGCUGUCUCUUCAGUGCAACAAAUAUAUCGCUAAGAUGGGAACCUGAUGUGCAUAUUGCUUUAUUUGAACUAGGGUUGCACUUGAAGUCGCUAACUCAUAAUCACAAGCCCCAGGGGCAAAAUGAUGGCAAGAAAAUUGAAGAUAGGGAGGCUACAAAAGAGACCUCUUUGGAAUCAGUGAAAAUUGAAAAACCAGUGAAGAAAAGACAAUCCAUAUUUGCUGUUGAUGUGGAGAUGCUUACUAUAUCUGCUGAGGUUGGAGAUGGUGUUGAAACCUUUAUCCAGGUCCAAUCCAUCUUUUCUGAGAAUGCCCGAAUUGGCGUGCUUGUUGAGGGGCUUAUGCUUCAAUUUAAUAAAACUAGAAUUUUUCGAAGCAGCAGGAUGCAAAUAUCUCGAGUCCCUAAUGUCUCUGGAAGUUUAUCUGAUGUAAAAUCUGAAAACGUGACUACCUGGGAUUGGGUAAUUCAUGCUAUUGACGUUCAUAUAUGCAUGCCAUUUAGGUUGGAGUUGCGUGCCAUUGAUGAUGCUGUGGAAGAAAUGCUGCGAGUGUUGAAGCUCGUGACUUCUGCUAAGACUACACGUAUAUCUUCUUCGAAAAAAGAGCCAUCAAAACCCCCCAAAAAGUCUAGUUCAACAAGAACUGGAUGCAUAAGGUUUGGCAUACGUAAACUAACUGCUGAUAUUGAAGAAGAACCAAUUCAGGGUUGGCUGGAUGAGCAUCACAAACUUUUGGAGAACGAGGCUCGUGAGUUAGCUGUUAGGUUAGAUUUUCUUGAAGAACUUAUUUCUAGGAGCAGCCAAGAAAUUGCGUGA